Messenger RNA from Solanum tuberosum (potato), 699 nucleotides. RefSeq lists its product as uncharacterized. The coding region runs from base 1 to 699 and encodes 232 amino acids. Lineage: Eukaryota; Viridiplantae; Streptophyta; Magnoliopsida; Solanales; Solanaceae. The transcript has 2 exons. The record is from RefSeq and is a predicted model, not a curated record. Gene Ontology annotation, molecular function: nucleic acid binding; zinc ion binding.
AUGAUCGAGGAAAAAGAUGUGAAGGUACAAAUCAAUAAGUUUCACAAACUAGUUGAAGAUCUUGAGUCAGAAAAAAUCAUUUUACUGGAGCAGUUCGUGGCUGCACAAAAAAAACAAUUAUCUCUUGAUGAUUUGGUGAAACACAUCAUCACUGAGGAUACCAAUCGAAAACAAUCGAUUUCUGCAAAAGAAAAAGAAACCACUACAAAAGUCAAUCUUGUGGAAGACAAUAAGUCUCGCAAUAAAGAUAACAUGUAUGGAAAAGAACUUGAUUACAAACUAAGGGUCAACAAUCAAAAUUUCAAGAAAAAAGGCAAUUGUUUUGUGUGUGGCAAACCAGGCCACCAUGCAGCUCAAUGUAGAAACAAAGUUGGAAAAAAUGACAAUCCUGCUAAGCUAAGAGUAAAUCUGGCAGAAGUAGAUGAUAUCAUUGUGACGGUCAUUUCCCAAAUUGUGGUCAAUGUGAGUGACUGGAUGAUAGAUUCAGGUUCUACUAGACAUAUUUGUGCCAAUAAAAUAGAUUUUGUGUCUUACACCCUAGUCAAUGAAGGAGAAGAAGUUGUGUAUCUUGGUGAUUCCACAAUCACUCAAGUCCUUGGAAAUGAAAAAGUUCUUCUUAAGCUUACAUCUGAAAAAAUGUUGCCAUUAACUGAAGUGUUGAAUGUUCCUAGUAUCCGAACCAAUUUGGUUUCAGUGUGA